Molecule: messenger RNA, 1437 nt
Organism: Colletotrichum karsti
Lineage: Eukaryota; Fungi; Ascomycota; Sordariomycetes; Glomerellales; Glomerellaceae
Product: vacuolar targeting protein
Exons: 2
Coding region: 1-1437 (478 amino acids)
Biological process (GO): cytoplasm to vacuole targeting by the Cvt pathway; autophagy
Cellular component (GO): phagophore assembly site
Molecular function (GO): phosphatidylinositol binding
Source: RefSeq, a predicted model, not a curated record
AUGGCGGUUAUUGAUCAACAUCACGACGACUUCUCCAAUGUGUCCUGGCACUCGGAGCAAGCCGCUGCUGCUGAGAGCUCUAGCUCAGUGGCAGGCAGAAACUCUGACGAGGCCGAUCGCAACGGACAUUCAGCCUUUGACAGCGAUGCCGCAGAUACCACCGGCCAGGAAGUGCUGGAAUGCACCGUCUCCGAGCCGCUGAAGGAGAACGAUGGCUCCAAAGACACCUUUGUAUCAUACAUGAUUACUACCAACACCACAUUUGCGACCUUUCAGCGAUCGCAGGCAAUCGUCCGCCGACGGUUCACGGAUUUCGUCUUCUUGUAUAAGGCACUGAGCAGAGAAUAUCCCACCGCCGCGGUCCCUCCUCUCCCCGACAAGCAGCGUAUGGAAUAUGUCAGCGGCAACCGCUUCGGCUCGGACUUCACCAACCGCCGGGCGCAUUCUCUCCAGCGCUUCUUGACCCGUCUCUCCCUUCAUCCCGUCCUUCGUCGCGCCGAUAUCUUACACAUCUUUCUCGAGAGCCCCGAUUGGAACGCCACGAUGCGCAGUCGCAGUACGAGGGGAUCGCAGAGCAGCGAUGCAGGCAGCAGUGGUGUCUUCGACAACCUGACGGACAGCUUCCUCAACGCCUUCACCAAAGCCCACAAGCACGAUAAGCGAUUUCUCGAGGUGCGCGAGCGCAGCGACAAACUGGACGAGGACCUGGCCCACAUCGAAAAAGUGGUCGCAAGGGUGGCUCGCCGGGAGACCGACCUCGAGCUCGAUUUCAAGGACCUGGCAGAGCAGUUCCAGAAGCUCAUCACCCUUGAGCCUGGCGUCGAGAACGAGGUCAGGCACUUUGCCAAUUCGGUCGAGGACACCGCGGUGGGCCUUAGAAAGCUCAGGGACGUCACCGACCAGGAUUAUCUGGGCAGUCUCCGGGACAUGCAAGCCUACAGCAUCGCGCUGAAGAGCCUUCUGAAGGCUCGGGAGCAGAAGCAGGUGGACUACGAGCAGCUCACCGAGUAUCUUAACAAGAAUACCGCUGACAGGGACAUGCUCCAGUCCGGACAAGGCUCUGGCGGUCUCUCGGGUGCUAGCGGAAGGCUCAUGCGUAAGCUGGAAGAUGUGCGCGGAGUAGACCACGAGCAGUCGCGCCGUGACCGGCAACGGAAACUCGAGAUGAGCAUCGAUAAGCUCACCACCGAGGCGGAGCGAGCCAAGAAGACAAGCGAGCUCUUCGACGACGAGGUUGUGAAGGAAGUCGCCGAUUUCGAGCGGAUCAAGCGGGUUGAGUUCAAGAAGCAGCUCGGCGGACUCGCCGACUCUCACAUUGAGUUCUACGACGACGUGAUUGGGAUCUGGGAGGGGUAUGUCAAGGCGAUGGAAAAGGAGGGCGUUUCGGGCACUCGCAGCACUGGCGUCGAGCCUCCCGGCCGUAGGCUGGCUGAAUAG